AUGGCGGCGGAGGCUCAGACUAUCCCGGUGAAAGUCGGGGUUGUUCUGGACAUGGAUGAUUAUGCAGAGAUGACGUUGAUCUGCAUGUCUAUGGCGCUCUCGGAUUUCUACGCUAAUCACGGUCACUACAGAACAAGGCUUCAUCUUAUGAACCGAGAUUCAGAGGGAGAUGUUGUUGGAGCAGCUGCAGCAGCCCUGGACCUGAUCAAGAAUGUUGAGGUGCAAGCAAUUGUGGGCCCCAUGUACUCUGAGCAGGCGAGCUUUCUCAUCUCGCUCGGACAAAAAUCCCAUGUACCCGUGAUCACAUUCGCGGCCACGAGCCCCUCCCUUUCCUCGCUCCGCAGCCCCUACUUUGUGAGAGCGACCAUAGACGACUCGUCCCAGGUCGAUGCCAUUGCGGCCCUCAUCGAGGCCUUUGGAUGGCACGAAGUGGUACCUGUAUAUGUCAACAAUGAGUUUGGGGAGGGCAUCAUGCCCUUCCUCACCGAUGCCUUCGAAAAAGUAAAUGCACGAGUCCCAUACAGAAGCGUCAUCCCCCCACAGGCGACCGACGACCAGAUCUCAGCCGAACUCUACAAGCUGAUGACUAUGCAAACGAGGGUGUUUGUGGUCCACAUGCUGAGCCCACUCGCCUCCCGCCUCUUCACCAAGGCCAAGGAGCUCGGAAUGAUGAGCCGUGAGUACGCGUGGAUAGUCACCGAUGGGGUCACCAACGAGCUGGGCUCGAUGAACCGCUCAGUUAUCGAGUCCAUGACGGGAGUGAUUGGGGUGAAGCCUUACGUCCCGAGGACGAGCGAACUCGACGACUUCACGCUCCAUUUCAGACAACAGGCCCGUGAGGCGCUUGUUCCCGAUUUCGACAUCUUCGGGCUGUGGGCCUACGAUUCGGCCAUCUUGCUGGCCAUGGCCGCAGAGGAAGCAAUCAUGUCCACCACGGUGGGCCCUCCCACUUUUAACACAAAGGCAAACGCGUCCACGGAUCUCGAAGAUUUGGGCCUGUCGGGCAGCGGGCCGGGCCUCGUUGAGGCGAUGUCGGGCAUUUCGUUCAAGGGGCUCUCUGGGGACUUCAGGCUGAUCGACAGGCAACUCCAAUCGCCGCCGUAUGAGAUCAUCAACAUGGUGGGGCCAGGGAGUCGGGUGGUUGGGUACUGGACGAGGGAGAAUGGGAUUGUUAGAGAACUGAACCUCACUGGAAGCAGGAUAAAUACGUACUCGGCCUCAAGAUCGAACCUAGGGUCUAUUAUAUGGCCGGGGGACCCGCCUUCGCCACCAAAGGGAUGGGUUAUUCCCACCAACGGGAGGAGGUUGAGGGUGGGAGUGCCUGUGAAGGACGGUUUUACCGAGUUCGUGCAUGUUGCUUGGAAUUCGGAUAACACGACGACUAUAGAGGGUUACUGCAUAGAUGUCUUUGAUGAGGUCAUGGGUGUACUACCAUACGGUGUGCCGUAUGAUUACAUUCCAUUUGCCAAGCCUGAUCAUGAGAUGGCUGGGGAUUACAAUGAACUAACCUAUCAAGUAUACCUUGGAAAUUUUGACGCUAUAGCUGGAGAUGUUACGAUUGUUGGGAACAGGUCAAAGUACAUAGACUUCACUUUGCCAUACACCGAAUCCGGCAUUUCAAUGAUUGUGCCGAUCCAGGAUGAUAAACGCAAGAAUACGUGGUUAUUCGUGAAGCCAUUGACUUGGGAGCUAUGGCUGACCACCUUUUGCUCAUUUGUUUUCAUUGGGUUUUUGAUUUGGAUACUCGAGCACCGGAUAAAUGAAGAUUUCAGGGGACCAUUCUGGUAUCAAGUGGGCAUGAUAUUCUGGUUCGCCUUCUCGACCAUGGUCUUUGCUCACAAGGAAAGGGUGGUAAGCAACUUGGCAAGGUUUGUGCUGAUCAUAUGGUUCCUAGUCGUUCUCAUAAUAACGCAAAGCUACACUGCCAGUCUGGCGUCCAUGCUAACCGUUCAGAAGCUGCAGCCAAAGGUAAAAGACAUUAGCGAACUCAUCAAGACCAAGGAAAACGUGGGGUACAGUAAAGGAUCAUUCAUCUUGGCCUUUCUAAGAGACAGGUUUGAUGAGUCGCGCAUCAAGGAGUACAGCUCAAUGGAGCAACUUGACGAACUUCUUUCCAAAGGAAGUAAAAAUGGCAGCGUGGGUGCCGCUUUUCAUGAGAUCCCUUACAUAAAGCUGUUUCUAGGCAAAUAUGGCUCAAAAUACACCACAGCUGGGCCUACGUUUAAUGCCAACGGUUUCGGUUUCGUAUUCCCGAUAGGUUCCCCUUUAGUGCCCGAUGUCUCAAGAGCGAUUUUGAACGUGACAGAGAGCCAGAGGAUGGUGGAGAUCGAGAAGAAAUGGUUGGGAGACAACAAGAUCACAUGCCCGGAAUCCGACUUAUACCCGUUCAAGAGCUUGGGGUUGGCCAGCUUUUGGGGACUUUUCUUGAUCGUUGGCAUAGUCGGGAUUCUGGCUCUCAUAUUCUAUGUUGUGAAAUUCUUGCGCGAAAACUGGAGCAUUAUCGAGCAGCAGGAUUCAGAAUCCACCAUAUGGACCAAGAUUGCCGAGCUAUCGAGGAAGUUUGACAAUAAGGAUUUGAGCUCUCAUACUUUUAAGAAAAUCAGUCACGGGGGCAUUUGUGGUUAUAAUUCCUGCAUGCACUCGCCCCAGACGAAUUAUUCUCCCCAUGGUAGUUGGCCGAGCCCCUCGAGCCCAUUCUUGCGGGACGUGAAUUUUCAGGAUGAACGGAUGAGGUUUGAAGAGAAUGUGAUUACUAUGGGACAAGGAGGGGAGCCGUCCCACCCGAUAAAACGGGAGACUGAGCUUGGGAAUCUUAAUUUGCAUGAGCAAAUGGCGACACACGGGAUUGUCCGAGGUUGA
Striga hermonthica is the source of this 2859-nucleotide messenger RNA. The record is from the annotation of a GenBank genome assembly. NCBI's taxonomy places the organism in Eukaryota, Viridiplantae, Streptophyta, Magnoliopsida, Lamiales, Orobanchaceae.